UAACAUUGAUAUGCCUUACUGGGCAGAUAUCUGGGCAGAUGUCUGGGCGGCUGCUUUCUAGCCUCAACGCACCCGCAGUUCGGUUGUUGCGGACUCCGUUGCCCGACCAUGAAGAAAAUUUCUGCAAAUUGAUGGCAGGACCUUGGUUCCCUCAGGCACCUCGGAUCAAGCGUGUCCAGCGCACCGAGGCACUGCCGAUGCCAGCUAGCCCCAAAGAGGCUUAGCGGUCUUACCCGGACGACCCUGAUUCGGGAUGGCAGUGACGACAUGAUACGGGGCCAAACGGGUAAUACGAGUACGGGGAUCCAGUCAGGCCCCGUAAGCCGUACCCGCCGCCGUCCGUCGCCCCGUCGCUCUCGGGCUGAUCCAAGCACCUGCAAAAUCCUCAUAUUCCAUUGUUUCCUUCACCUCUUCUUCUCUUCUUCUUUUUUUCUUUCCUCCAGUUCCUCCGCCUCAACCUCAACCUCAACCUCAACCUCAACCUCCUCCUUCCUCCAUCCCCCCGGCCCUCCGGCUCCGUGGCCAUCUGCGCCCCCUCGCGACCUCUCCUCGUUCUUGGUUUCCUCUCGCGCCCUUACUGUCCUGUCCGCCUUGCGUCAGAGAGACCCUUGCAACGUGACCCCCCCGAAUAUCCUCGUUUGGCCGCUGGAGACCGGAGCCUGCGCUUCCACUUCAUUACUGGAUCCCCAAUCUGGUAUUUCUCCGCCUUGCAACACACCUGCCGGCUUGAGCCAGCCAGCGAUCGAAACGUUUUGUUCCAGACGCCGCCCCUUUCACGGCCUGUCACGUUGACGCCCAGAAUCCCCCUUUCCGCCGACUCCGCCUGGCGUUUUCUUUGACUUCCUCGACCCCAUUCUGGCGACAAUUCUUCCC
This is a messenger RNA of Aspergillus sclerotioniger CBS 115572, 873 nucleotides long. RefSeq lists its product as uncharacterized. The record is from RefSeq and is a predicted model, not a curated record. The transcript has a single exon. The coding region runs from base 268 to 792 and encodes 174 amino acids. Lineage: Eukaryota; Fungi; Ascomycota; Eurotiomycetes; Eurotiales; Aspergillaceae.